UUUUGGAUCAUCAAUGGAGGUUUAUGGAACUGAGGCAAAAGAUUUAUCACGUUAAUAUAUAGUAUAAUAUCACAAGAUUUGUAUAUUUAUAGAUAGAUUUGUUUAAUAAAAGGAUACCUACCAAGAGUGUUUCCCUGGUAACCUUCCAGACUGUUUGACAUGUGAGUUCAGUUCUAAAACUCUAGAAUCCUGAGUCAGAUUCUCUUUGGAGCUCAGAUCUCUUCACUCAGAACACACUCUGCUCAUUUGUGCCAGAGAGAUCAACCGUGUCAGACUGCUUUUCGCAUCUAUCGUUGAACUUAAACCUGUGAAUUUUUACAUUGUCGCUUUGCCUGUUUUGUUUGUUGUGUAUUGUGAUAUACAGCAACAACUUCUCAAUGGAGUUUAUUGAAGGAAGUAGAGGAGUCUACAGACCCAUCAGGGUGUUGUUUGGUACACCCAUUUAUGAUCGGGCUCUGCAGCUCUGCUGGAAUACAAACAGCUACAAGUCUAAGAUUGCAUUGCUGAGAGAACUGCUCAUGCUUCAGGAAGCUUACCAGAUCCCAUCUCAGGUGACUCCUGAAGACAUGAUCCACUUCCUCAUGGAAGAAAGCAAGAAUACUCUGAGAGAACGCCUUUGGGAGUUUGAACUGGAGGACUUUGAUGAGGAGGACGCCAAACCUCUGCUGAUGCUGGUAUGGGCAGUAAAUAUGAGCAACAAGAUGAGGGACAUUGAGUUUGAAGCCCAGAUGCUCCUCAACUCCUCAGAGCCCUUACCUCCCAAAUUUCAACAUCCUAAACUCUUCAACAUGGCGCUGAAGUAUGCCAAGAUCCUGAGAACCAAUCAUGUGGCUCCAAGCUCCAAAGUCCUCAGUCCACAAGAGGUGGUGUUGGAAGUUGUCCCCAGAGUCCUGCAGGGCUUCUGGGCACUUCCUCGCCGUCCCCUCUUAAACAUGCCUUCACAGAAACUCAGCACAAUGUCUGUUGGGGUUACAAAGGCCGUCUUGGACCGAGUCACUGAUGCUCUCACCGGUGUGGAAGGUCAGACCACCUUCUCCCGCUCCAUCAGGGACGACGUGGUCCUGUCCAUCCUGACAACCAUCAGACAGACGCACCCACUCCACAUCCUGGUGAACAGGAUCAAGAGCUUCGCACCAGAGCUGCUCAGUGAAAUCGUUGAUGUUGCAGCGGAACAGAUUUGUGAGAUGUUUCAUCCCAAGAGCCCCAAAGUGCCGGCUCAUCUGAGUCCUGCUGCUGAACCUCCUGCUACCGCUCCAGUCCAGGAAGACUCCAACCUGACUGUGACACCCAGUCCAGAGACAAACCCUGCUGUGGUGUCCACUCCACCAGCUUCACCAGCACCUCCUGUGGAACCUCCAUCUAUUACUGAAGUGGAGACCAGGAAAGACGAAUGUGACAAACCCAGCCUGGAGAACAACCCAGAACCCACCAGAGAACCAGACUCUGCUGCUGUUCCAGCCUCUCCAGCACCCCCUGUGGAACCUCCAUCCAUGACUGUUGUUGAGACCAGGGAGGAUAAAAGUGACAAUUCUGGCCUUGGAAAUGACCCAGAACCCUCCAGAGACCCAGACUCUGUUGCGGUUCCACCUGCUUUGACCCCUCCUGUGGAACCUCCAUCCAUUACUCAUGUUGAGACCAGGAAAGCCGAAUGUGACAAACCUUGUACUGAAAAUGACCCAGAACCCUCCAGAGACCCAGACUCUGCUGUGGUUCCACCUAUUAUGACCCUCCCUGCUGAACCUUUAUCUGUUUCUGAUGUUGAGACCAGUGAAGAUAAAAAUGAUGAACCCAACCUGGAGAAUGACCCAGAACCCACAGAAGAACCAGAAACUGCUGCUGCUCCUGUUCUUGUGUCCCUUCCUGCUGAACCUCCAUGUAUUUCUGAUGUUCAGACCAGAGAGAAUAAAAAUGAUCAGCCAAGCCUUGGUGAAAACCUAAAACCCACCAGAGAACCAGACCCUCCUGCUGUGGUUCCAGCUCCGCUGACUCCUCCUGCUGAACCUCAAUGUAUUCCUAAUGUUCAAAUCAGUGAGGAAGAAAAUGAUAAACCCAGCCUUUGGACCAGACCAGACUCUGCUGUGACUCCAGCUCCUCCGGCUCCACUGACCCCUCCUGUUGAACCUGUGAUCAUUACUACAGUGCAGGACGGUCUGACCAGCAGCCUAGCUGUAACAGAGCAGCCGACCUCCAGACCAGAGACAAACUCUGCUGAGAUGUCCCCUCCACCAGCUCCUCAGACGUCCCCUACAGAACCUCCUCACAUUACUGAUGUCCAGGACUGGGAGGAUACAAGCAUAGAAGAGGGCUCAGAACCCACCGGAGAACCAGUCUCUGUUCCUCCAGCUUCAUGGUCUCCUCAGACCCCUCCUCUGGAACCUGUGAUCAUUGUGUCUGUGGUUGAGGUCGAAGAGAAGAGAUCACAGGGCUUCUUCAGCUGGCUCGCUCAACCAUUCUGCUGCUGCUUUAAAGCCAAUGACACACUGAGUUAA
Centropristis striata (black sea bass) is the source of this 2489-nucleotide messenger RNA. RefSeq names its product cell surface glycoprotein 1-like. The record is from RefSeq and is a predicted model, not a curated record. The transcript is spliced from 6 exons. The coding region runs from base 378 to 2489 and encodes 703 amino acids. NCBI's taxonomy places the organism in Eukaryota, Metazoa, Chordata, Actinopteri, Perciformes, Serranidae.